Mus musculus (house mouse) is the source of this 6262-nucleotide messenger RNA. RefSeq names its product zinc finger protein 1008. Gene Ontology annotation, cellular component: nucleus. The record is from RefSeq and is a predicted model, not a curated record. Bases 24 to 392 code for a protein of 122 amino acids. Gene Ontology annotation, biological process: regulation of DNA-templated transcription. Lineage: Eukaryota; Metazoa; Chordata; Mammalia; Rodentia; Muridae. The transcript is spliced from 3 exons.
AGUGGUCCAUUGUUUAUUUAAAUAUGAGGGCAGUGAGAUCAUACAUUUCCAGUAAGCUUGCUGGUGAAAGCAUGAAUGCAGUGACUUAUGAGGACGUGCAUGUGAACUUCACUCAAGAGGAGUGGGCUCUGCUGGAUCCUUCUCAGAAGAAGCUCUACAAAGAUGUCAUGUUGGAGAUCUACAGGAACCUCAGUGCUUUAGGUGUGAAAGGAGUCAGAGUGCAGAGAAACCCUCUGAAUAUACUCAACGUGAUAAAGCCUUUGCUUUACAUGAUCACAGUCAUGCCCAAAGGCAUGAAAGGGUUCAUACAGAAAAGAUCCCCUCUGAAGUUAUUCACUGUGUCGAAGACUUUUUACCUUACACAAGUCUCCAAGUCGAUCAAAGAACACUAACUGGACAGAAACCCUAUGAAUGUAAUCAAUGUGGUAAAGGAUUUACAAGGCCCAGUCUUCUUAAAAACCAUGAAAGAAUACAUACUGGAGAGAAACCCUACAAAUGUAAUCAAUGUGAUAAAGUCUUUUGCCAUAAACAGAGUCUCCUAAUACAUAUAAGGAUACAUACUGGAGAAAAACCCUACAAAUGUAAUCGAUGUGAUAAAGCCUUUUCCCAUAAACAGAGUCUCCUAAUACAUAUAAGGAUACAUACUGGAGAAAAACCCUUCAAAUGUAAUCAAUGUGAUAAAGCCUUUUCAACACACAGUUCUCUUCAAACUCAUAGAAGAACACAUACCGGAAGGAAACCCUUCAAAUGUAAUCAAUGUGAUAAAGCCUUUUCCCGUAAACAUUGUGUGCAAACACAUAUAAGGAUACAUACUGGAGAAAAACCCUUCAAAUGUAAUCAGUGUGAUAAAGCCUUUUCACAAGACAGUACUCUUCAAACUCAUAGAAGAACACAUACCGGAGAGAAACCCUUCAAAUGUAAUCAAUGUGAUAAAGCCUUUUCUGUUAAACAUAGUCUCCAAACACAUAUAGGAAUACAUACUGGGGAAAAACCCUACAAAUGUAAUCAAUGUGAUAAAGCCUUUUCACAACACUUUCAACUCCAAAAUCAUAUAAGAACACAUACUAGAGAGAUGCCUUACAAAUGUAAUCAAUGUGACAAAGCCUUUUUACGACACAGAAAUCUUCAGAUUCAUAGUAGAAAACAUACUGGAGAGAAACCCUACAAAUGCAAUGAAUGUGAUAAAGCCUUUUCACAACCCAGUACUCUUCAAACUCAUAGAAGAACACAUACUGGAGAGAAACCCUACAAAUGUAAUGAAUGUGAUAAAGCCUUUUCACGACACAGUACUCUUCAAGUUCAUAAAAGAACACAUACCAGAGAGAAACCCUUCAAAUGUAAGGAAUGUGAUUAAACUUUUUCCCACCAUUAUAAUCUACAAAGUCAUGAGAGAAGACAUACUAGAGAGAAACCUUACAAGUUUAUUCAUUGUGUGUGUAAGUCUUUUCAAGACAUGGUCAUCUUUAAAAGAAUAAAAGAAUCCACAUUGGAAAAAAAAGUUAUGAAGGAAAUGGAUGUGAGCAACCUUUUUAUAACGCCAUCAUUUCUGAAUGUAUAAGUGAACAUACUGAAGAGAAAGACUGUGAAUGUGAUCAUAGUCUUAAUCGUCAUGAACAUAUUUGUAGGGGCCAGAAUCCUUCUGAGUAUAAGCAAUGUGGAAAAGUCUAUGCCAAGCAGUUAUCUCCUAAUGCAGCAAGGAGCACAUACAGGAGAGAGAGAGACAGAGAGAGAUACAGAGAGACUGUAUAAAUAUACACAAUGUGGUAAACCUUUGCAUAUCACAGUUAUCUUUGAAUGCAUAAAAGAGCACAUGAUAUAUCUCAGAAUACAUAAAAGAAGACACUGGAGAGAGAAACUGUGUGUGAAUAAUGUGGUAAGGCCUCUGCAGUUGACAUUGACAUUCAUCUCAUAAUGUAUAACUUAACAUAGACUUGUAAGAAACCUCAUAAAAAUAAGGAAUGUGGUAAAGCUUGUGUGUGGACCAGUCGUUUUUUCUUGAGAAAACUCCAUGCUGCAGGGUAACCCUGUAAAUGGAGCCACUGUGGAAAUAUUUGUACUUCACAAUAUCUGUAUGUGUGAAUAAACCUUUAGCAUGUACUGGAUCGGUUAAAGUUUGCAUGUCACAAUAAUCUUUUAGGACUUUAAAGAACUCAAAAAUAAGGCAAUCUAUGACUCUGACGGACAUGGUUCCAUCUUGGGCCAACCCAUUUAUAUUAAUUUACACAACAUUAUUUAUUCUUGAGAAAACCUUUAGCAACUGUCAACUAUCUGCUCAAGCAUGAUGAUGUCUCUGUUUUGUUCCUACCUGGAAACUCAUAGGGACAAAAGCUUUAUGAGGUUCAUUGAUGAGGUAACUGGUUUAGAAUUCACAUUUCACUUUAAGUCCAUGCAAUAACUCAUUCAGGUAUGAAACACUGUUGGUGAGUAUUAGUGCCUUUUUGUUGUUGUGAUAAAAUGUCUAAGGUAUUGCAGUCCCAAACCAGGGUUUCCACCCCAGCCUUGGACAUUUCUUUUCCAGGUAAAACACACACAACUUUUAUAUUUGUAAUAAAUCUUAAUCAACACCCAAUAUUGGCUAAUAUCUGUCCUCUAUGCUAUCAUGUCUAUUUCCCAGCCAGUAAUUUUGUCAUGUAAUUUUGCCUUAUUUCAUCUGGGCUAUGCUUAACUCCACUUAGUCACCCCACAUGGCCAUUAUCUUAUUAUUGACCUAACCUAAGACUGCUUUUUCUCUGUCUGCUUUCUUCUCCUUGUGGUUCUCCUCUGACCCCAUGUCCAGUAUCCCUAAUCCCUGUCUAUGUCUCUUCUGCCCAGCUACUGUCCAGCUAUUGGUUAUUGUCAUCUCAAAAACCAGUCAGAUGACACUUGAGAGCAAGGUCACACACCUUCUCUGGGGUCUGUGUGCAGAUCUUGUCUUCUAUGGAGCAAUCAUUUUUUAGUUUUCUGCUUUUAACAUUACAGUACAUAGCAAGAGACGAAACCCCAACAUGAAGGCAAUUUUUAGAAGCAUUUAAAUUUCAUUAGAGUUCUAAAGGGAUAUAGGAUCACCAUGACAUUGUCAGGGCAACAACAAGUGUCAUUUGUGGCAGCUAAAGGAGGAGCUCAGAGCUCAAGUCCUCAACCUAUAGCCUCAAAGAGAGAGUUAGAGCCAGGUGAGGUGUCACUCGCCUUUAAUCCCAGCACUUGGGAGGCAGAGGUAGGCAAAUUUUCUGAGUUCGAGGCCAACCUGGUCUGCAGAGUGAGUUCCAGCAGAGCCAGGGCUACACAGAGAAACCCUGUCUCCAAAGAACCAAAACAAAACAAAACAAACAAACAAACAAAAAAAUACAGAGAGAAAGAGUGUGUGUGUUAGGACUAGACAUGAUUUGAGAAAGUAAACUCUGAAAUUCAACCUCAGUGACAUAUUUUCUCCAGCAGGUAGACAUUUCCUACAUCUCCCCACAUGACACUACUAACUGAGAAGUAUUGAUUUCUCUGCCAUCAAUCCUCUAUGCUUGCUUUUUGUUAUAUAAGCCAAGUCAUGAUGAAGAAAAACUGUGGAUAAGCAUUAGAUGCCACAAACCUUGGGUUAUAGUAGUCAAUGCUUAUACAAGAAUAUCAUGACUAAAAUUUUCUUUGCUCACCAAGUUCAUUUAAUUUUAUUUAUGGGGUUUGUCUGCAUCUUUGGGUGAGUAUGUGCGUGUCUAUGCUGAUUUCUUUUUUGUUUGUUUGGGUUUUUUUUUGUUUUUGUUUUUUUUGAGACAGGGUUUCUCUGUAUACUCCUGGCUGUCCUGGAACUCACUUUGUAGACCAGGCUGGCCUCGAACUCAGAAAUCUGCCUGCUUCUGCCCCCUGAGUGAUGGGAUUAAAGGCGUGUGCCACCACGCCCAGCUCUAUGCUGAUUUGUAAGAUUAUUAAGUUGUUGUAUCUUCUUAUGGCAAAAGAUACAGGAUGAUGUCCAAACCUGACCUUGUCCCUGGGAAUGAAUUUUUCUUAAUUAGUUUGCCAUGUCUCUAACCAUCUAAAUAAUUAAAGUGUUAUAUAUCAUCAUGAUGUCAGGAAAUAGAAAAAAAAUCUUAUACAAGAGAAAAACCCUUUCCAUGUUGAUGACCUUGUUAUAGCCUGUAACAUCACAGAUGUUUUCCAUAUCAAGGAAAAUAUCCUGUUUCUCAUCUUCGCCACCAGAGCCUAGAAGGAAGUAAAUUAUUUCCCAUGGUCACUCGAGUGUAGUAGUAGAGAUCACCAAUUGUGGUGGUUUUAUUUUCAAACAUUUGAAAUACAUAUUAACGUUUGUUCUAUGUCUUUCAAAUCAAUUUACAGAUGUUUAUUAUGCGAUCCUUGACUUCCUUCUGUGAUCUGUUCAGCUUUAAUUCCACUUUUCUUGUUGAUAGGUACUCUUCUACUACAAUGAAAUGAGUUGGAUACUUAUCUUCUAAGUGGUCCAUUGUUUAUAUAAAUAUGAGGGCAGUGAGAUCAUAUAUUUCCAGUAAGGUUGCUGGUGAAAGCAUAGUGGGCGUGGCUUUGUGUUUCAUUUUCUCACAAAAUCAUUUGAGAGUUGAGAGCAUCCUAGCUUUGGUGUCAGUCAUUAGUCAGGGCUAUCUUUUACUCUUGAUAGUCAUGUGUCAGCCUUCUGAGUACAAGUCCAAAAAUAGAACAUGUAUACUCCGUGGGUCCUGUUUUGUCAACACGCUUUAAUAAUAUUAAAAUUAAAGUGCUUAAUAGAUGAAAAUAGAACAACAAUACGUUAGGUAUACACCCAAAGCAUCCUAUUUAUCUCUCUCAUAGAGAUGUAAGAAUGUUGAGUAGUCAGCAAUCAAGUAUGUAUCUCACACAUAGGUGGGCAUGUGGUUGCCAUAUAACACUUUUUUUUUUUGGCUUAAUGAGGCUGACUGGUUCAGCCUAGCUGGUUAGAGUAGUUAGGACAAAGUCCCUAGUCCUAACACUAUUAACAGAAGUCUCCCAUCCUAUGUAGCUCUCCUACCUAAAAGCCACUCUCUGUGAACUAAGAACAAUAGUAUUUUGGUUUAUGGUGGCAUCUGUUAUAAUUCACCAAAACUAGGGUAGAGUUCAAUUUUUUUUCUACAGAUGAUAAAACUAGGGUCACACAGUUAAGUUGCUUCUGAAUAUACUUAAUUGGAACUGUUCAUCUUUCACAUGCUAUAAUUCUAAUGCAUUAGUAAUUGAAGUGGAAGCCACCUAAACAAGGUAUGGUUGCACAUGCCUAUAUUCAUGGUACUUACAGAGUGAGGACACCAGGAUUUGACAGUCAUCCAAAUUAAAAGUGGUCAACAGGGUGUGUUGCAAGGUCCAGAGAGCCAAGGCAGACUGAUUGUCUCAGGACAGUAGCCAUAAUCUUCCCUGCAGCUCCAGACGUUCGGGGUCAUGACACCAGUAAGUGUUAUCUGAGAUGUUUACCACUGUAAGUUUUAUUCUUCAUGGUUUUGGGGCAAGAUAUCCUAGGUCACUUCAGGGUCAGAUUCUCCCACAAGUGAAAAAAAUCCUCAUGCUGGGAUGAGCUUCCUCAUGGCAUAUACAAUGCAAAGUAUUCAUACCUGAAAAAACAAAUACCGUCAAAGGAAUGCACAUAGCAGGUUUUCUUCAUGUAUUUGUGAAUUUAUCAUCCUUAACAAAGAAGAUAUUGGAACACAUUUGGGAAUGAAUAAAGAAUAGAAAAUGAAGCAGAAAAUAAUGCAAUAUUUUUACUUAACAUGUACAAAAGUACAAUUUAAAUAUGCACCUUACCAGAUAGACAGCCUAGCAGUUGACAUAAACUGGAUAUUGUUUCAAUAGACAGGGAUCCCAUUCCCCAAACCACCUGGUUGCUAACUAUUGCAAAGUAUUUGCUGUUGCCAUCUGGUCUCAGUAAAUACAGAGCCCAGACACAUGCAUGCAAAAUAAAAUUAAAAUACAUAUAAAAUAAAAUUUAAAAAGUGUAGCUCAAAAAACUGGAAUUCUCCACACUGAAGUAAUGGCCUUGAGAUAGACAGCAGUCGGGCUAGUUGGAAUGUAACUCUUUCUUCUCCUGCAUUGAUGCGUCCAUUGCCUUCCUCUGAACCAGCUUGCUCAGGAGGAAAAGCUGCUUUUCUUUGAGGUUAGAGUAGCUCUGCAGAAUUGUUCAUGUAAGAGCAGCAACCACAGUACUGUUAGGUGACUUUUCCAAUAUUCUAUAUUUGUGUUUUGUGUCCCUUGUAUGUGUGACAAUUGUGGCAUUGAUAGUUCUUUUAACUCAAUCUUUGAAAUCCUCCUUCAUGAUUAAAAUGUGCACUUGAGUUAUAAAUCCCCAUGU